AUGCGUGCGAAGAUCCUUCUUCCAAGGCGCAAUUCCAUUCUCAAUCUUCGUCCGUAUACUUAUCGACUCGCGCAGCAGCUCUUUUGUCGCUCUAGUGUCCGGCAGUCCUCCGCCCACAUGAUGACUGCGCUGAUCCCCAUCGCCGACGGCUCGGAAGAAAUCGAGGCCAUCACUCUGGCCGACGUGUUGACGCGCGGCGGGAUUCAAGUGACGCUAGCCACAGUCGGGAGCAAGUCGAAAAAUGUCGUGACCAUGUCACGAGGCGUCAUGGUGCAGGGCGACGCGGCUAUUGAGGAAUGUGCCGGCAAGAGCUUCGACCUCGUCGUGUGCCCAGGCGGCAUGCCGGGCGCAGAGCAUCUUCGUGACUCGAAAGAGGUGGUGGCGUUGCUGCAGAAGCAAAAAGAGGACGGCAAAUUGUACGGCGCCAUUUGCGCCGCGCCAGCUGUUGUGCUGCACACGCACGGACUGCUGCCUCCUGGUGGUGCUACAUGCUACCCGAGCUUCGAGUCCAAGAUGACAGGUGUGGACUACAAACACGAGACCGUUGUGGUGAACGGCAAUUGUGUGACUAGUCAAGGUCCUGGAACUGCCAUGGCCAUGGGAGUGAAGCUCGUGGAGCUGCUCUGCAACCGCGAGAAAGCCCAGUCGGUCGCUGAUGGAUUGCUCAUCACCCCGGUGCCGUAA
Molecule: messenger RNA, 684 nt
Organism: Peronospora matthiolae
Lineage: Eukaryota; Oomycota; Peronosporomycetes; Peronosporales; Peronosporaceae
Source: the annotation of a GenBank genome assembly